CACUGUACAGUCUGUACUAUCUAACUUUUCGGUUCCUUGGACUUUGCAAUGUUUCACUUAAUAAAUCUACAAAACUUGUACACUCCUAAAAGCUUCAGUACAAGCAGAUAGAUUGAGGAGAGUUUAGAACUGGAGAUCCAGAAGCUUGUAACAAAGAACUUGUUGGAGGAAACAGACUUUCAGAAAAGGAGAUCUCAUGGAAUCUGCUGAUGAAUAUCAUAUCCAACAAAUAAUUAACAUCACAGAAAAUGUUGACCCUGCACUUUGGCCUCAGUGUUGCAUCUACAAUGUUCCUGCUAGUCUUUUCAAGGUGAAAGAGGAGGCUUAUACUCCUCUAGUGAUCUCAAUUGGCCCUAUCCACCAUAACAACAAAAAGCUGAAGGAAAUGCAAGAGCAGAAACAAAGAUACUUUCAUUUCUUUUGGGAACGCCUAUUUAGGAAACAUGAUUUAAUAAGUUACAAAGCCUUCCUUGAACAAGAAGAGCAAAACAUACGACACUGUUACCAAAAGAAAUUCCCUGAUAUCAGCAAGCAACAAUUUGUGCACAUGAUAAUGUUGGAUGCUGUUUUCAUCAUGGAGCUGUUUCUGAGGGAAGCAAAAAAAUGGGACCACAAAGAUGAUCCUGUAGUAACUCAACCAUGUCUUGGCAAAACUAUCCAGCGUGACUUGUUGCUACUUGAGAAUCAGCUUCCAAUUUAUGUGUUGGAGAAACUAUUUGAUACAGUUGUGCCACAAAACAGUGUCAAAAUGCAUACGCGAUUUGUGACGCUUGCACACCAAUACUUAGCAUCUUGUUACCCUUAUCAGGAAUUAUCUUCAGAAAGAAAGUUUGAGCAAAAGAAGUGGGAGAAAUCUCUACAUUUCACUGAUUUGGUUAGAUAUACCUAUCUACCCAUGAAACUGAGCACUCAGCACAAAAAUUCUGAGAAAGAGUGUGUGCUACUGAGGACUGCAACAAAGUUGAGUAAGGUUGGGGUGAGCUUUGAGAAGGUUCAUAAUAGAUGCUUACUUGACAUAAAGUUUGAGAAGAAAAUCUUCAGAGCUCCACUUCAAAUCCCCCAGCUAAAAGUGGACCACACAACAGAAUGUGUUCUUAGGAACCUAAUAGCCUUUGAGCAGUGCCACUAUCCUGAGGAGCCUUACAUUUGCAAUUAUGUUUCUGUAAUCAACUCUCUUAUUCGCACCAAAGAUGAUGCAGAACUGCUGGUUGAGAAAGAAGCCAUUGUCCAUGAACUGAGAAGUGAUGAAGAUCUGGCAACUCUGGUUAACAGUCUUUGCAAAAAUGUUGUCACAAAUUCAACAUGUUACCGCAAGGUUAUGGAAGAUCUCAAUGAACACUAUAACAGUGAUUGGAACAGGACUCUGGGUACAUUAAAGUGGGUUUACUUCAAAGACCCUUGGAGAAGCAGUUCUACUGUGUUGGGGAUUGCGGUCCUAAUAUUCAUCAUCUUCACAUUGUGUCGUAUUAUCAGUGAUUUCCUUUAGUUGCUUGAGAAUUAUAUAUUGAACUACCUUUUCUAGAUUACAUCAUUAUAGUGAUUGGAGUGUAA
Molecule: messenger RNA, 1551 nt
Organism: Lotus japonicus
Lineage: Eukaryota; Viridiplantae; Streptophyta; Magnoliopsida; Fabales; Fabaceae
Product: UPF0481 protein At3g47200-like
Exons: 2
Coding region: 197-1486 (429 amino acids)
Source: RefSeq, a predicted model, not a curated record